This is a messenger RNA of Topomyia yanbarensis, 1393 nucleotides long. RefSeq names its product probable RNA polymerase II nuclear localization protein SLC7A6OS (gene fs(2)ltoPP43). The transcript is spliced from 4 exons. Lineage: Eukaryota; Metazoa; Arthropoda; Insecta; Diptera; Culicidae. Gene Ontology annotation, biological process: developmental process. The record is from RefSeq and is a predicted model, not a curated record. The coding region runs from base 285 to 1346 and encodes 353 amino acids.
UCCACAAGAAGAAAAUUAUUGAAAUUAUUAUUCAUCAAAGAUUCAAGCAGCAUCAUUUUGUUCUUAAAUAUUCUGCUUUAUAAAAUGUCCAGUAAAAGUGCUAGGAUAAAAGUGAUACACAAAAUUGCCAACUGAGUGUAUUUGCUCAAUAUAUGUUGUAGUAUAAGUAAAUAAGGACCACUUUGUUAUUGCUGCUCAAAAUAUAUGUGUUCUAACCUUAAACAUACCCAAACAAAAAAUAACAUUGGAACGCGUUUUGAAUUUCCUUCAUUUAUCGAAUCAGCAUGGCAGCAGUGAUUCGGCUUAAAAGACGAGUGGAUGAAGAUCCUCUAAAUGCAUUUGUGCUAAACUGUAAAAGGCAACGAACUGAAUUGCCGGAAGUCAUUGGUAGUGGUGGUGACGUUGCUGGUGAAGUAUCUACCGUCUUGAAAUUUGCUGGAACGUUUACAAAGGCGGAUAACAUACAUCCGCACCUGCAGCAGCGCCUAUCGAAGGAAGAAGCCAAAGAAGCGAUAUCCCGCGUCCAUCGUCCCACCAUCGCAUCUCGGAAUCGAGCAGCAACACGACAAAAUGCGCAGAACAAUCGUUUCAGAAUCGUAAAUUGUACACGUUCCUUGAGUCAGGUAGAUGGGGCCGAAGGAACCACUAUCGUUGACGUAGAGCGAGACAUUGAGCCAGUAGCUGCGGGAUCAUCGUUUUCGACAACCGAUGCCAGCAGUGAUGGGGCGACACAAAAACCACCAGUUCAUAAUGAGUCGAGCUACGUGUAUGAUUUGUACGUUGCAGACGAUAGCGAACAACAAACACACAUCCCCUACAUUCCGGAGAACUUGGAGGACAUCAGUGUUGCCAUUUAUGACGAUCCGCUUUAUUCGAGCCACCGAUGUCAUGGCGAAAAUACCUCAGAUGAAGAAUCGGAAGAUUCCAACGACGAGAACAAUUGGCGGAACGACUAUCCGGAUGAGGAUGAGGACGUUUUUGGUGACGCAAACAGUGUGGACGAAGAUGAUAUGAGGCGUGCUGUCCAGGAUUUAGAUAUAGUGAUUUUUACAGAUGGUGAAAACGAGCUUUCUUCAGACGAUGAAGACUAUGCCAAUGGAGGAGACAGUAGUGGCUUUGCUUAUCCACCUGGGGACGGAGAUGACGAUCUCUACGAGUAUCGCGAAGACGAUGACGAAGGCGUUAAUCCGACUGACGUAGCACGUUUCGGACCGGCAUACGCUAAAUACAAGGCACGCAUUUUGAAGCAGAGUAAAAUGAAUACCGAUGAGUACGAUUCAGAGAUUGGGUGUAGCGAUUCGAGUUCUUCAACUAGUGAAAGUGAAAAUUUUGAUCUUUAUGAUUGAUUUGAAAACUUCUCAUUUUGCCAUCGGAAUAAAGUUUUUUAAUAAAU